AUGCGUGCCUUCUCGCUCCUUGUUGGCUGCGUCGCCCUGCUCGGCACUGUCCAGGCACGUCCUGAGCCGCCAUCGCCAUACUAUGGAUUACCCCAGCAGCAGAGUCAGCGUGCGCUACCACUGAAUGUGCAUAAUGCGCCGUCACACAUCUACCAGGCGCUGCCCCAGGAGCAAUCGUUCGCCAACUUCGGCGCGCAUCCAGCUCAGCCACAAAUGAACUACCUGCCACCCGUUCAGCAGCAGCAGCAGCAGCAGCUGGAGGAGCAGCUGGCACCCGCAACUGAGCAACUGAGCGCCUAUGAUGACUCCUACAACAUGGCGCAUCGCUUGUCGGGCGUGCAACAUGCCAGCGGCUAUAACAAUGCACCACAGGAGACGCGCGUCCACAAGCACAUCUAUGUGCAUGUGCCGCCCAAGGAUUUUGAGGACGAGGAUGCGGUGCAGCCACGUGUGCACCAUGAGCUGGGACCCAAACAGAAGCACUACAAGAUUGUCUUCAUCAAGGCGCCAUCGGCACCAGCGCUGCGUGCACCAGUUGUGCCACCGCCACCACAGAACGAAGAGAAGACUCUGAUCUAUGUGCUGCACAAGAAGCCCGAUCAGGAACAGGAUAUUGUCAUACCUUCACCGCCACCGACCAAGCCAUCCAAGCCCGAGGUCUACUUCAUCAAGUACAAGACCAAGAAGGAGGAGGCGCCCGUCUAUGGACCACCGCCGGCCGAUAUGGAGCCGCGCCAGUCCACCGCCGAGGACUUUGCACCCAUGGCCGAUGUGGCCGAUGUGCUGCCCACGACCAGCGCACCCGAGUCGGAGCAGCCCGAGCAGCCCUCAUCCAUCUACGGUCCACCCACAGCGCCCGCCUACACGGGCGAGGAGGUGCAAACUACGCUGACCGCACCCGCCCAUCAAUAUCUGCCGCCUGCAACGGCAUCCGCUGCUCUCAGCAACAUUGAGGAUCCCUCGAUGGCGCCCAUCAUUGUCGAGGAGCCCGCCGAGCAGCGCCAGGCCAUAGAGGGGCCAGCACCGACGUCCGGCCAUGUGCCCGCCUCCAACUACGGUCCACCCAGUCGCUACUUCCUGAAGAAGCUCAAGUGA
Messenger RNA from Drosophila montana, 1095 nucleotides. RefSeq names its product TweedleC (gene TwdlC). The transcript has 2 exons. The record is from RefSeq and is a predicted model, not a curated record. The coding region runs from base 1 to 1095 and encodes 364 amino acids. Lineage: Eukaryota; Metazoa; Arthropoda; Insecta; Diptera; Drosophilidae.